CAUGAGGGCAGCGCGCUGGGUCCUCGCCCUGCUCCUGGCCACUGCCGGGGCUGCAGGAGGGCACGCCUGUGGCAGGAGGCAGUUCCAGUGCCAAAGUGGCACAUGCAUCUCCUUCCGGUGGGUGUGUGACGGCAGCUCCGAGUGCCCCGACGGCUCCGACGAGUCCCAGGCCACCUGUGCCUCGGUCACCUGCAAGCCCGAGGACUUCAGCUGCGGCGGCCGCCUCAAUCGCUGCAUCCCUCGGUCCUGGAGAUGCGACGGGCAGGUGGACUGUGAGAACAGCUCGGACGAGCUGGGCUGUGCCCCCAGGACGUGCUCGCAGGACGACUUCCGCUGUGGCGAUGGCAAGUGCGUCUCCCGGACGUUCGCCUGCGACGGGGACCGCGACUGUGCCGACGGCUCGGACGAGGCGUCCUGCCCGGUGUCCACGUGCGGCCCUGCCCAGUUCCGCUGCAACAGCUCCAGCUGCAUCCCCGAGCUCUGGGCCUGCGACGGCGACCCCGACUGUGCCGACGGCUCGGACGAGUGGCCGCAGCGCUGCGGGGGCCGCGACACGAUGGCCAGGGCGGACAGCGGCCCCUGCUCCGGCCUGGAGUUCCACUGCAGCAGCGGCGAGUGUGUCCACGCCAGCUGGCGCUGCGACCGCGACACGGACUGCAAGGACGGCUCGGACGAGCGGGACUGCGCCGUGCCCACGUGCCGCCCCGACGAGUUCCAGUGCUCGGAUGGGACGUGUGUCCAUGGCAGCCGCCAGUGUGACCAGGAGUAUGACUGCAAGGACAUGAGCGACGAGGUCGGCUGCGUGAACGUGACGCGGUGUGAAGGGCCCAGCAAGUUCAAGUGCCACAGUGGGGAGUGCAUCCCGGCAGACAGGGUGUGCAACUCGGUCAGGGACUGCCGGGACUGGUCGGACGAGCCCAUCAAAGAGUGCGCGACCAACGAGUGCCAGGACCACAAUGGCGGCUGCUCCCACAUCUGCAACGACCUCAAGCUCGGUCACGAGUGUCUGUGUCCCGACGGCUUCCGCCUGGUGGGCCAGCGGCACUGCGAGGAUAUUGACGAGUGUGAGGACCCCAGCGCGUGCAGCCAGCUCUGCGUGAACCUGCCGGGCAGCUACAAGUGCGAGUGUGAGGCAGGCUUCCGGCUGGACCCCCACAGCGGAGCCUGCAAGGCCACGGGCUCCAUCGCCUGCCUCUUGUUCACCAACCGGCACGAGGUGAGGAAGCUGACGCUGGACCGCAGCGAGUACACCAGCCUCAUUGCCAACCUCAAGAACGUGGUGGCGCUGGACACGGAGGUGGCCAGCAACCGAAUCUACUGGUCCGACCUGUCACAACGCAAGAUCUACAGCGCGCAGAUGGACAAGGCGCAUGGCUUCCACGCCUACGACACGGUCAUCAGCGGGGACCUGCAGGCCCCCGACGGGCUGGCCCUGGACUGGAUCCACGGUAACAUCUACUGGACCGACUCGGUGCUGGGCUCCGUGUCCGUGGCCGACACCCGGGGCUUCAGGAGGAAGACGCUGCUGCGGCAGGAAGGUUCCAAGCCCAGGGACAUCGUGGUGGACCCCGUGCACGGCUUCAUGUACUGGACGGACUGGGGGAGCCCUGCCAAGAUCCAGAAAGGGGGCCUGAACGGCGUGGACAUCUACUCGUUAGUGACCGAAGACAUCCAGUGGCCCAACGGCAUCACCCUGGAUCUUUCCAGCGGCCGCCUCUACUGGGUGGACUCCAAGUUGCACUCCAUCUCCAGCGUGGACGUCAACGGGGGUAACCGGAAGAUGGUGCUGGAAGACGAGAAGAGGCUGGCACACCCCUUCUCCUUGGCCAUCUUCGAGGACAAGGUAUUCUGGACUGACGUCAUCAAUGAAGCCAUUUUCAGCGCCAACCGCCUCACGGGCUCCGACGUCCACCUGGUGGCCGAGAACCUGCUGUCCCCAGAGGACAUCGUCCUCUUCCACGACGCCACACAGCCGAGCGGGGUCAAUUGGUGCAACAUGACGGUCCUCCCCUACGGCGGCUGCCAGUACCUGUGCCUGCCAGCCCCACAGAUCAACGGCCACUCGCCCAAGUUCACCUGCGCCUGUCCCGAUGGCAUGGCGCUGGCCGAGGACAUGAGGAGCUGUGUCACAGAAUCUGAGGCCGCCAUGACCACCACCCCCCUGGGGACGCCGACAGCCAGGUCCACGGCCCUGGGGCCAGAGCAGAGCCCGGGCAGCCGGCCGCCUGCAACCACUGCACAGCGGCCCACGUCCUUCCGUGGGCUCGGCACUGUGGACACAGUCACCGUCUCCCAGCAAGCCCUCAACAGCCUGGACAGCCAAGGCAGCGAGGGGAGGCCCAGGCGCGUGGGGGCUCUGUCCGUUGUCCUGCCCCUCGCGCUGCUGGGCCUGCUGGGCCUUGGAGCCGUCCUGGUCUGGAAGAACUGGCGGCUGCGGAAUAUCAACAGCAUCAACUUCGACAACCCCGUGUACCAGAAGACCACCGAGGACGAGGUGCACAUAUGCCGCAGCCAGGACGGCUACACGUACCCGUCGCGUCAGAUGGUCAGCAUGGAGGAUGACGUGGCCUGAGCCGCC
Messenger RNA from Ochotona princeps (American pika), 2578 nucleotides. RefSeq names its product low density lipoprotein receptor (gene LDLR). The record is from RefSeq and is a predicted model, not a curated record. Gene Ontology annotation, molecular function: protein binding; calcium ion binding. Lineage: Eukaryota; Metazoa; Chordata; Mammalia; Lagomorpha; Ochotonidae. The coding region runs from base 2 to 2572 and encodes 856 amino acids. The transcript is spliced from 18 exons.